UCGGAUAGACCACAUGGAUGCACAUUUUGUGACAGGAAAUUUCGUAAAUUGGAACAUCUAAUGAGGCAUAUCCGGACACAUACAAAAGAAAAGCCUUACUCGUGUCAUUGUGGAUCUUCGUUUACUAGGCGAGAUAUCCUGAAACGCCACAGCCGCCUUGCUCAUCAGGUUGCAGCGCAGGCGGAGGGUGACCGAUCAAGAACUCGGGAUGGUGACGCUGCGGCAGAGGCUGAAGGCAUGCGAUGCAGCUAG
Macroventuria anomochaeta is the source of this 252-nucleotide messenger RNA. RefSeq lists its product as uncharacterized. Gene Ontology annotation, biological process: regulation of transcription by RNA polymerase II. The annotation marks the transcript as partial. Gene Ontology annotation, cellular component: chromatin. Gene Ontology annotation, molecular function: RNA polymerase II cis-regulatory region sequence-specific DNA binding; DNA-binding transcription factor activity, RNA polymerase II-specific. The transcript has 2 exons. The record is from RefSeq and is a predicted model, not a curated record. NCBI's taxonomy places the organism in Eukaryota, Fungi, Ascomycota, Dothideomycetes, Pleosporales, Didymellaceae.